Molecule: messenger RNA, 11694 nt
Organism: Lepus europaeus (European hare)
Lineage: Eukaryota; Metazoa; Chordata; Mammalia; Lagomorpha; Leporidae
Gene: TLN2
Product: talin 2
Exons: 60
Coding region: 447-8075 (2542 amino acids)
Biological process (GO): cell-cell adhesion
Cellular component (GO): focal adhesion; ruffle; plasma membrane
Molecular function (GO): actin filament binding; structural constituent of cytoskeleton; integrin binding
Source: RefSeq, a predicted model, not a curated record
GCUGCGGGAGCGGAGCGGUCGCCGGGCGCGCUGGGGGACGCCGGCUGCACUCGGGGCAGGCGCUCUGCAGUGAGACAGUAAAUGCAUCCCCCGUGCACUGCUGCAGGGUGACAUCUGGACUGGGCUCCCGGCCUCUCGCACGCUUGGCUGCCCGCAAGUGCCCGGAUCAACUUGCUGAAAACCGCACUGUCCAGAUGUGGGAUAAACAGUGUUGAACAAGACCCUUAAAGAUCCAGUCCUACUGGGACCUACAUCUUGGCAACCCAGCUCAAGUCCAGCCAACCAUGGCGUCUCUAAAAGAAAAGGAUCUCUCUAUCUUUUGAUGUCACCUGUAUUCCUGCUGUGGCCUUCUCGUUUGCUUCAAGAAUAUCUUCAGGGAAACCGGUCCUCUACAUAAACUGAACAUUGAGACAUUGUAAUUGAGACCCUUCCAAUCAUCGAGGAAGAUGGUGGCCCUGUCCUUAAAGAUCUGUGUCCGCCACUGUAAUGUGGUGAAGACCAUGCAGUUUGAGCCAUCGACCGCUGUGUACGAUGCGUGUCGAGUUAUCCGGGAACGGGUCCCUGAGGCACAGACUGGGCAAGCUUCUGACUAUGGGCUGUUUCUUUCGGAUGAAGACCCCAGGAAGGGGAUAUGGCUGGAAGCGGGCAGAACACUGGAUUACUACAUGUUGCGAAACGGGGACAUUCUGGAAUAUAAAAAGAAGCAGAGACCUCAGAAAAUCCGCAUGCUGGAUGGCUCUGUGAAGACGGUGAUGGUGGACGACUCCAAGACCGUGGGCGAGCUCCUGGUCACCAUUUGCAGCAGGAUAGGAAUAACAAACUAUGAAGAAUACUCUUUAAUUCAAGAAACUAUUGAAGAGAAGAAAGAAGAAGGCACGGGUACGCUCAAAAAAGACAGGACACUAUUACGAGAUGAGAGGAAAAUGGAGAAGUUGAAGGCCAAGCUCCACACAGAUGAUGACCUAAACUGGCUGGAUCACAGCCGAACAUUCAGAGAACAAGGAGUAGAUGAAAACGAAACGUUGCUGCUGAGACGGAAGUUCUUUUACUCCGAUCAGAACGUAGAUUCCAGAGACCCCGUGCAGCUCAACUUGCUGUAUGUUCAGGCUCGAGAUGACAUCCUGAAUGGCUCCCACCCUGUCUCCUUCGAGAAAGCUUGCGAGUUUGGUGGAUUUCAAGCCCAGAUACAGUUUGGACCUCAUGUGGAGCAUAAACACAAGCCCGGAUUCUUGGAUCUAAAGGAAUUCUUGCCCAAAGAAUACAUCAAGCAGAGAGGAGCUGAAAAGAGAAUAUUUCAGGAGCAUAAGAACUGUGGAGAGAUGAGUGAAAUAGAAGCCAAGGUCAAGUACGUCAAACUUGCCCGGUCCCUCCGGACGUACGGCGUAUCUUUCUUCCUGGUAAAGGAAAAGAUGAAAGGCAAGAACAAGCUGGUGCCUCGCCUGCUGGGCAUCACCAAGGACUCAGUGAUGCGUGUGGACGAGAAGACCAAGGAAGUGCUGCAGGAGUGGCCCCUCACCACGGUCAAGCGCUGGGCAGCCUCACCCAAGAGCUUCACACUGGAUUUUGGGGAGUACCAGGAAAGCUAUUAUUCAGUGCAGACUACCGAGGGAGAGCAAAUAUCUCAGCUGAUUGCUGGCUACAUUGACAUCAUCCUCAAAAAGAAACAAAGUAAAGAUAGAUUUGGACUAGAAGGCGAUGAGGAAUCAACUAUGUUAGAAGAGUCUGUUUCCCCGAAGAAGUCCACCAUCCUGCAGCAGCAGUUCAACCGGACCGGGAAGGCAGAGCACGGCUCGGUGGCACUGCCGGCCGUGAUGCGCUCCGGCUCCAGCGGGCCUGAGACCUUCAACAUCGGCAGCAUGCCCUCGCCGCAGCAGCAGGUCAUGGUUGGGCAGAUGCAUCGGGGCCACAUGCCGCCGCUGACCUCCGCCCAGCAGGCCCUGAUGGGCACCAUCAACACAAGCAUGCACGCCGUCCAGCAGGCCCAAGAUGACCUCGGAGAGCUCGACGCACUGCCACCUCUCGGCCAGGAUAUGGCGUCAAGGGUAUGGGUUCAGAAUAAAGUCGACGAAUCCAAACAUGAAAUCCAUUCUCAAGUCGAUGCUAUCACAGCUGGAACGGCUUCGGUUGUUAACCUCACGGCGGGUGACCCCGCAGACACUGACUACACAGCUGUGGGGUGUGCGAUCACUACUAUUUCUUCCAACCUGACCGAGAUGUCCAAGGGCGUGAAGCUGUUGGCCGCCCUCAUGGACGACGAGGUGGGCAGCGGGGAGGACCUCCUGCGAGCAGCGAGGACCCUUGCUGGGGCAGUGUCCGACUUGCUGAAGGCUGUGCAGCCGACUUCUGGAGAGCCCCGGCAGACAGUCUUAACGGCAGCUGGAAGCAUCGGACAAGCCAGUGGGGACCUUCUGAGGCAGAUCGGAGAGAAUGAGACUGACGAGCGGUUCCAGGAUGUUUUAAUGAGCUUGGCCAAGGCCGUUGCCAACGCUGCCGCCAUGUUGGUGCUGAAGGCUAAGAAUGUUGCCCAGGUGGCCGAAGACACCGUCCUGCAGAACAGGGUGAUUGCUGCUGCCACUCAAUGCGCCCUUUCCACCUCGCAGCUUGUGGCGUGUGCCAAGGUCGUGAGCCCCACCAUCAGCUCCCCCGUGUGCCAGGAGCAGCUGAUCGAGGCGGGGAAGCUGGUGGACCGCUCGGUGGAGAAUUGCGUCCGUGCCUGCCAGGCGGCCACCGCUGACAGUGAGCUGCUGAAGCAGGUCAGCGCGGCGGCCAGCGUGGUCAGCCAGGCCCUGCACGACCUCCUGCAGCACGUGCGGCAGUUCGCCAGCCGCGGGGAGCCCAUCGGCCGCUAUGACCAGGCCACUGACACCAUCAUGUGUGUCACCGAGAGCAUCUUCAGCUCCAUGGGUGAUGCUGGUGAGAUGGUGCGCCAGGCCCGGGUGCUGGCUCAGGCCACGUCAGACCUCGUCAAUGCCAUGAGAUCAGAUGCAGAGGCUGAAAUUGACAUGGAGAAUUCAAAGAAGCUCCUGGCAGCAGCGAAACUCCUGGCCGACUCCACUGCCCGCAUGGUGGAAGCCGCGAAGGGUGCUGCAGCCAACCCGGAGAACGAGGACCAGCAGCAGCGCCUGAGAGAAGCCGCCGAAGGCCUCCGCGUGGCCACCAACGCCGCUGCCCAGAAUGCUAUUAAGAAAAAAAUCAUCAACCGGCUGGAGGUUGCUGCCAAGCAGGCUGCAGCUGCAGCCACACAGACCAUCGCGGCCUCCCAGAACGCAGCUGUCUCCAACAAGAACCCCGCGGCCCAGCAGCAGCUGGUCCAGAGCUGCAAGGCAGUGGCUGAUCACAUCCCGCAGCUGGUCCAGGGUGUGAGAGGGAGCCAGGCUCAAACAGAAGACCUCAGCGCCCAGCUGGCUCUCAUCAUUUCCAGCCAGAACUUCCUCCAGCCAGGAAGCAAGAUGGUGUCCUCCGCCAGGGCCGCAGUGCCCACCGUGAGCGACCAGGCUGCAGCCAUGCAGCUGAGCCAGUGUGCCAAGAACCUGGCGACCAGCCUGGCCGAGCUGCGCACCGCCUCACAGAAGGCCCAUGAAGCCUGCGGCCCUAUGGAAAUCGAUUCCGCUCUGAACACGGUACAGACCCUUAAGAAUGAGCUGCAGGAUGCCAAGAUGGCGGCCGUGGAAAGUCAGCUCAAACCACUGCCUGGGGAAACGCUGGAGAAGUGUGCACAGGACCUGGGAAGCACCUCUAAGGCAGUGGGCUCCUCCAUGGCGCAGCUCCUCACCUGUGCUGCCCAAGGCAACGAGCACUACACAGGAGUGGCUGCUAGAGAGACAGCCCAGGCUCUGAAAACACUGGCCCAGGCUGCCCGGGGAGUGGCCGCAUCCACAAGUGACCCUGCAGCUGCCCACGCCAUGUUGGAUUCUGCUCGGGACGUGAUGGAGGGCUCCGCCAUGCUCAUCCAAGAAGCCAAGCAGGCCCUGAUUGCACCUGGAGAUGCAGAGAGUCAGCAGAGGCUAGCUCAGGUAGCCAAAGCCGUGUCACACUCCUUGAAUAACUGCGUGAACUGCCUCCCUGGGCAGAAGGAUGUGGACGUGGCCUUGAAGAGCAUUGGGGAGUCCAGCAAGAAGCUGCUUGUGGAUUCGCUCCCUCCCAGCACGAAGCCUUUCCAGGAAGCUCAGAGUGAACUGAACCAGGCAGCAGCUGAUCUGAACCAGUCUGCUGGGGAAGUCGUCCACGCGACCCGGGGUCAGAGCGGAGAACUGGCCGCAGCCUCUGGAAAGUUCAGUGAUGAUUUCGACGAAUUCCUCGAUGCUGGCAUUGAGAUGGCUGGCCAAGCACAGACGAAAGAAGACCAGAUCCAGGUGAUAGGGAACCUCAAGAACAUCUCCAUGGCAUCCAGCAAGCUCUUGUUAGCAGCCAAAUCUCUCUCUGUAGAUCCGGGAGCUCCCAACGCGAAGAAUCUCCUGGCCGCAGCAGCAAGAGCCGUGACAGAGAGCAUCAAUCAGCUCAUCACUCUGUGCACCCAGCAAGCUCCUGGCCAGAAGGAGUGUGAUAACGCCCUCCGGGAGCUCGAGACUGUCAAGGGCAUGUUGGACAAUCCUAAUGAGCCUGUUAGUGACCUCUCUUACUUUGACUGCAUUGAGAGCGUCAUGGAGAACUCCAAGGUUCUGGGCGAGUCAAUGGCAGGGAUUUCACAGAACGCCAAGACCGGGGACCUCCCUGCCUUUGGGGAAUGUGUGGGGAUUGCAUCCAAGGCUCUCUGUGGGCUGACGGAGGCUGCGGCCCAGGCUGCAUAUCUAGUUGGCAUCUCUGAUCCAAACAGCCAGGCAGGCCACCAGGGUCUUGUGGACCCCAUCCAGUUUGCAAGGGCAAACCAGGCGAUCCAGAUGGCAUGCCAGAACCUGGUGGACCCCGGCAGCAGCCCAUCACAGGUCCUGUCGGCUGCCACGAUUGUUGCCAAGCACACCUCGGCCUUGUGCAAUGCCUGCCGCAUCGCCUCAUCCAAGACGGCCAACCCUGUGGCCAAGAGGCACUUUGUGCAGUCAGCCAAGGAGGUUGCCAACAGCACCGCCAACCUGGUGAAGACCAUCAAGGCCCUGGAUGGGGACUUCUCUGAAGACAACCGCAAUAAGUGUCGUGUUGCCACCGCACCGUUGAUCGAGGCCGUGGAGAACCUGGCGGCGUUCGCCUCGAACCCUGAGUUUGUCAGUGUUCCCGCGCAGAUCAGCUCGGAGGGCUCCCAGGCACAGGAACCCAUCCUGGUCUCAGCCAAGACCAUGCUGGAGAGCUCUUCAUACCUCAUCCGCACCGCCCGCUCUCUGGCCAUCAACCCAAAAGACCCACCCACCUGGUCUGUGCUCGCUGGACACUCCCACACCGUGUCCGACUCCAUCAAGAGUCUCAUCACGUCUAUCAGGGACAAGGCCCCUGGACAGAGAGAGUGCGACUAUUCCAUCGAUGGCAUCAACCGGUGCAUCCGGGACAUCGAGCAAGCCUCAUUGGCAGCUGUCAGCCAGAGCCUGGCCACGAGGGACGACAUCUCUGUGGAGGCCCUGCAGGAACAGCUGACUUCGGUGGUCCAGGAAAUCGGGCACCUCAUCGAUCCCAUUGCCACAGCGGCUCGGGGAGAGGCAGCUCAGCUGGGACAUAAGGUGACGCAGCUGGCGAGCUACUUCGAGCCCUUGAUCUUGGCCGCAGUUGGUGUCGCCUCCAAGAUUCUUGACCAUCAGCAGCAGAUGACGGUACUGGACCAGACCAAGACGCUCGCAGAGUCUGCCCUGCAGAUGUUGUACGCGGCCAAAGAAGGAGGCGGGAACCCCAAGGCACAGCACACCCACGACGCCAUCACGGAGGCCGCCCAGUUGAUGAAGGAAGCCGUGGAUGACAUCAUGGUGACGCUGAAUGAAGCUGCCAGUGAAGUGGGGCUGGUGGGAGGCAUGGUGGACGCCAUCGCAGAAGCCAUGAGCAAGCUUGACGAAGGCACUCCUCCCGAACCAAAGGGAACAUUUGUCGACUAUCAGACAACUGUGGUCAAAUACUCCAAAGCCAUUGCAGUGACAGCUCAGGAAAUGAUGACUAAGUCGGUUACUAACCCGGAGGAGUUGGGAGGACUGGCUUCACAAAUGACCAGUGACUAUGGGCACCUGGCCCUCCAGGGCCAAAUGGCAGCAGCCACGGCGGAACCAGAGGAGAUCGGCUUCCAGAUUCGCACACGCGUGCAGGACCUGGGCCACGGCUGUAUCUUCCUGGUGCAGAAGGCCGGGGCCCUUCAGGUCUGCCCCACGGACAGCUACACCAAGAGGGAGCUGAUCGAGUGUGCCCGGGCGGUCACGGAGAAGGUGUCCUUGGUGCUGUCGGCCCUGCAGGCUGGGAACAAGGGGACCCAGGCAUGCAUCACAGCCGCCACCGCCGUGUCUGGGAUCAUCGCCGACCUGGACACCACCAUCAUGUUUGCCACGGCAGGGACGCUGAACGCGGAGAACAGCGAGACCUUUGCGGACCACAGGGAGAACAUUCUGAAGACAGCCAAGGCCUUGGUGGAAGACACGAAGCUGCUUGUGUCGGGGGCUGCGUCCACUCCAGACAAGCUGGCCCAGGCGGCGCAGUCCUCGGCAGCCACCAUCACCCAGCUGGCCGAGGUGGUCAAGCUGGGGGCAGCCAGCCUGGGCUCCGACGACCCUGAGACCCAGGUGGUAUUGAUCAACGCCAUCAAAGAUGUGGCCAAGGCCCUUUCUGACCUCAUUGGUGCAACCAAGGGAGCUGCCAGCAAGCCAGCUGAUGACCCCUCCAUGUACCAGCUCAAGGGAGCCGCAAAGGUGAUGGUGACCAACGUCACUUCUCUCCUCAAGACUGUGAAGGCAGUGGAGGAUGAAGCCACCCGGGGCACAAGGGCACUGGAGGCCACCAUCGAGUACAUAAAGCAGGAGCUCACGGUGUUCCAGUCCCAAGAGGUACCUGAAAAGACAUCGUCACCUGAAGAAUCGAUAAGGAUGACGAAGGGCAUCACCAUGGCAACAGCCAAAGCCGUGGCAGCGGGGAACUCGUGUAGACAGGAGGACGUGAUUGCCACCGCCAACCUGAGCCGCAAAGCCGUUUCAGACAUGUUGACGGCUUGCAAGCAAGCAUCCUUCCACGCCGAUGUCAGCGAGGAGGUACGAAGCAGAGCCUUGCGCCACGGGACGGAGUGCGCCCUUGGCUACCUGGACCUGCUGGAGCAUGUGUUAGUGAUCCUUCAGAAACCAACACCGGAACUCAAGCAUCAGCUGGCCGCUUUCUCCAAGAGGGUCGCCGGCGCCGUGACGGAGCUCAUUCAGGCCGCCGAAGCCAUGAAAGGAACAGAAUGGGUGGAUCCAGAAGACCCAACCGUCAUCGCAGAAACAGAAUUACUGGGGGCUGCAGCAUCCAUUGAGGCUGCUGCAAAGAAAUUAGAGCAGCUAAAGCCAAGAGCAAAGCCAAAACAAGCGGAUGAGACCCUGGAUUUUGAAGAACAGAUCUUGGAAGCCGCAAAAUCCAUCGCUGCUGCCACGAGUGCCCUGGUGAAAUCGGCCUCAGCAGCCCAGAGGGAGCUGGUGGCCCAAGGAAAGGUGGGCUCCAUCCCGGCCAACGCAGCAGACGAUGGACAGUGGUCCCAGGGGCUGAUUUCUGCCGCCCGGAUGGUGGCGGCCGCCACCAGCAGUCUCUGCGAGGCGGCUAACGCCUCCGUCCAGGGACAUGCCAGCGAGGAGAAGCUGAUCUCAUCCGCCAAGCAGGUCGCCGCUUCCACGGCUCAGCUGCUUGUGGCCUGCAAGGUGAAGGCCGACCAGGACUCAGAGGCUAUGAGGCGGCUACAGGCGGCAGGAAACGCGGUGAAAAGAGCCUCAGACAAUCUUGUUCGUGCGGCCCAAAAGGCAGCAUUUGGCAAAGCGGAUGAUGACGAUGUCGUAGUGAAAACAAAGUUUGUCGGGGGCAUCGCGCAGAUCAUCGCUGCCCAGGAGGAGAUGCUCAAGAAAGAGCGGGAACUGGAAGAAGCAAGGAAAAAGCUGGCGCAGAUCCGCCAGCAGCAGUAUAAAUUCCUACCCACGGAGCUAAGGGAGGAUGAAGGCUAAGGCCAGGCCGAGGCGGUGAGCCCGGGGGAAAGCCCCGCAAGAACUGGAAGGACUGUGUUCCCGAGUGCCGGGCACUUCCCUGGAAACUGCCUGCCUCCCCCGGGGCCCGCCCAGAGUCCCCCUUCUCUGUCCUGUUGGCACCGGCUGCAUGAUCGUGAUGUCACACGGUACAGUGUCCUACCCACAGCCCCUCCACCACCUCCCCUUGUGCCUCGUGUAUCUCAGGAGAGAGGGGCGCACCUUUUGUGAACUGUUACCAAAAAAAAAAAAAAAGAGAGAGAGAGAGAGAAGUCAGUAUUAUAUCGUUCUCAGACACUUUGGCGUUUGUUGGUCCUUCUCUGGCCUGCUUCUGGACCUCCCUGUGAAAUCUUAACAGGAAAAGCAUAAUGUCUCGGGGGAAACCCGCGACGUCAUAGACGUCCUUCUCCCUCUCAGGAGAAGAUGCAAGGUGGAGUUGGACACAGUUAAUAAAAGCCAGAAACAAACCCAUGUGGACUCCAGGAAUGUGACUCGGGGCCUUCCCCCAUAGCUCGAGCAGUGGCUCACGCCGGGGUACAGCAUUCCCACCUCCGGGGUACAGCACGCUUCCCGCCACCGUGUGCAAGCUCCAUGUACAGUCUGCACCCACCUUGUCUUCUGUGGCCUGGAAAAGUCAAACGAUUGUUUUAUUUCCUCCGUCAUCCAGAGUGCAGGGUGGUGGGAGGUGGUCAGAGCCUGGGACGCAGGGGCUGUAAUAAAGCACGUGGGCUCCUUACCUGCAGGUGGCAUUUCAGUUCUUCAGGUCCAUCCACACAGACCCGUACCCCCAAGUGUCAGUGGACUGCCUACUCCAAAGCAUUCGGGAUGGGAUUCAGCUGGAAUAAAGAUUCCCCAGAGACUCCACGUCUCUGCUCUCAAAAUGGCCAGAAUUCAGGGUUGGAAAGCAUCUUGUUAAAAAUCCCUCACCUGUCUCCCCAUGCCAAGAUUGUAUUUUUCUCCACUCUAUCUGAAUGUUCUUGAAAUUUAGCUGUGUUCUGAAAUCAAUGUGAAAUUUGUGCAAAAAUAUUUUUGUUUAUCAUCACAUAUGACAUAUGGUGUUUUCAGAGUUUAUUUUCUGGGUGCCACACUUGCAGAAUUUCACAUUUCCCCCCUCUUUCCUGUUCUGAGCCUUCUGGGGAGGACUUAGUGGUUUGGUUGUUUUUUUGUUUUUUUGUUUUUUUUUAUUAAGACUUUCAACUCAACUGUAACCUGAGCCUUGACCCAGGACAAUACAUGAAGGGGGAAUGGCUUGUGAGACAGAUUCUCAGGCAGGUGGCGAGUGUCUUUGAAGGGAUGCAGCGAGAGCACAGGGCUGGUGCAGGUGAUGGCUUCUGAGAGCAGCCUCCUUGGCCUCUCUGGAGCGGUGUGGUCUCCCGCCUCACUGGCCAUCCAUCAUGCAGUUUCCCAAGUCUGCCCGGAGAAAAGUCGGCGCUCCAGUCCUCGUCAGAUGUCACACUUCAGCCUUGCCCAGCCAGACUCGAGCCUGUGUCCUCCCAGGAAGAGCUCCAGGCGCUUUCGGACACUUCCAAGGGUCAGACCCAAAGGCGCAGGGUCAACAUGGGCAGGUGGCCUUACAAGCAGGACGGGGUGGGGGGCCCUCAUAGUCCACCUCACCUGCACUUCUGUGUUCUAGGUUGUGCCCGAACCAGCUGCCCCUCUUUCAACCUCCCUGUCCCUUGUCCUAUCCCAGCAUCCAAUUAAAAACCUCUACUGCUGUUGGUGCCAGAAGGAUCUGCAGAAAGAAACCAAACCAAAGGCCCAUUCUGCAACAGUAAGAAGCAGGUGUGGAACAAAGCUGGUUUCUGCGGGCCCUAUGCCAAUGGCCUCCUGCCCGGGGGAUCUGCUGCCAGGAGCUCCUUGGCUCCCGGUUGUCACCUGUCAUCCUGCUUCCUCCUCUGUCCUUUCCUGGGCCAUGCUGCAUACGUGCUUGGGAGUGGCCUUGGGGCCUGCUGGCUCUCUUCUUGAUUCGUAAUGGCUCAGGGGCCGCUUCUUCUCCGGGUAUUAUCUCAUGGGUGCUACAGCAGGUACCCCAGAUGACCUCAAGGCACUGGGGGGCUUCUAGCUCCUCUUUAGAGGGAAACAAUGCUAGUAUUGCAUUUUGGGGUCUGAGCUUAGAUUACAAGAGGCCUAACAAGAGGGUGGUUUUAGGGUAAAAAAAAAUGGCCCCAAGCCUGGAGCAUGGAAAUGAGACAAGGACAGAUGUGGGCAUGCACCCCUUUCUGACCCCCAUGAGGGGGACUAACAUUAGGUGUUUUUUUUAAAAAAAUAAUUUGUUAUUUAUAUAAAGUGAACAAAUUUCAUGUAUUUGAUAUAUACAGAUUUAGGAGUAUAGUAUACUUCCCUUCUACCCUCCCUCCUCUUUCUUUUCUUAUUUUUGCAAUGACAAAUUUUCAGUUUGUUUUAUAAUCAUAAGCUUAACCCUCCACUAAGUAAAGAAUUCUACAAGCAGUAAGAAGAAGAAAGCACGUUUCUCACCAGGGAUGGAAACAGUUAGAUCUGGGUCUUUGUGCUGGACCUCAGAGCUGCCUGUGAUUUAGGGGUUUGGAUUUUGCAUGUUUCUGCCUUUGAGAAAUCUUCGAAUAAGGAUGCUAAAGACAUUUUAGGUUACACGGAGAGCCCUCGUCCAAGCUCCGCUGGUGUGCGGCUGCAGGGCUCCUGGCAGUCAGGACGGGCAGGUGCCUCCAGCCCCGGUCAGCUGCCCCAUGGGUCUUCAGAGGCAGGUGCAGCUGGUGGCCCGCCUUGGCCACCCUACGCUCUAUCCCAGCACACUGAGCUUCUGAGAGUUCUUUCCUGCUUCCUUUCUGGGCCACUGAAGCCUCUUUCUAAUGUUGAUACAUCUUCUCAUCAGAGUUCACCCCCCCAAAAAAAAGAGUGAACCCCACUUCCCAGGCCAGAACCUCAUCCAAGAGCCAUGAAGAUGGUGAGCCAGCCACGGCCUCCGCUCCCUGGGGGCUUGCAGGCCCCUCCCCGGGGAGCCACAGUCUCCUUAUUAGCUGGUAUCCCCGAAGUGCAGAUUCGAGGCUGUGGCAAAGGCGUCUCAGGUUGCAGCCUUGAGCUCCCAGCUCCGACUGUAGGCCUGUUCUGCUCCGAGAUUCCCUUUCUGUGGCCUCUCAGGACCCAGGGACUUUGGAGAGAGUGUCCCCCUCAGGCUAAAAGGCAGCCACACCCAGAGCUUAGAAAACAAGAUGUUGGCAACCGUGCUAGUGGCCCCCAUCCCACCCGGCCACAGGGCCGUCGGAGGUGGAGUCUUCCCCCCAGUUCCACACUGAAGGCGUCCGGAGGCCGCUGCCCUGUCCUCCCGAGGGUGUGCUUGCCGGGCCACCGUGUGGCUGUGUCACCGAGCUUCUGACUGAGAAAGCAAAUGCUGCAAAGAAAAGCUUUUUGCUUUGCUAUGAAAGAGGAUCGGAUCCGGCCAUCCUCUAAGCCGGGUCCCAGCCCUCCGAGAAGCCUCGAGGUGGCACUCCAUCAGCACCUCUCACCAGCCCCAGCAUCUGGAGGAAGCCAGGAAAGUGGAGCUCCGCCCCAUGUUUGCCGUCUCAGCGCCUAAUUUAUGCAGUCAUGUUAAAUUAUUAUUUUUUAAUUCAUCAGAAAUAAACUUGUA